AUGGAACAGCAGCGACCUUCUUCGUUCAAGGAUCCCGAAACCACCACCAAUACCACCACUACAAUGAGCGUCGCCACUGCGGCGGACGAGAAGCAGCAGCAGCAGCAGCAGCUACAGCCAGACAGUCUACACGAUGCCAGCGAAAAGCAGCAGCACCAAGAGACAGCGACCACGCAACUGCCUGCUUACGAAGAACCAGAGUAUCCUGACACUGUCAAGCUCUCGCUGACCAUAUUUGCGCUGUGCGUCUCCAUCUUUCUCGUGGCCCUCGACCAGACCAUUGUUGCGCCCGCACUCGGCGCCAUUACGACCCAAUUCGACAGCACAAAGGACAUUGGCUGGUAUGGAUCCACCUAUCUCCUAACGUCGACAUGUCUGCAACCCAUCUACGGCGUCAUAUACCGACACUUCAACAUCAAGUGGACUUUUCUCACAGCCAUCUUCGUCUUUGAAGUUGGUAGCUUGAUCUGCGCCGUCUCCCCCACGUCGGUCGCCUUCAUCAUCGGCCGCGCGAUUGCUGGCGUGGGUACGGCCGGUCUGUUUUCCGGCGCCAUCGUGAUUCUCUCCCACUCUCUUCCUCUCUCGAAGCGUCCUAUUGCUUUCGGCAUCAUCGGCGGCGUGUGGGGCAUCGCCUCCGUCGCCGGUCCGUUGCUCGGCGGCGCUUUUACCGACCAUGUCACCUGGCGCUGGUGCUUCUACAUUAACCUCCCCGUUGGUGGCGUCGCCAUGGCCAUUGUCGUGUGGGCCGUUCACAUCAAUCGCAACACCAAGCAUUCCGAAGGCCUCUCCAUCGUCCAGCGCAUUCUCAAGCUCGACCUCGUCGGCACCGCCAUCUUCAUCCCGGCCAUCGUCUGCCUUCUCUUGGCGCUGCAGUGGGGUGGCGCCACCUAUCCCUGGAGUAACUCUCGCAUCAUUGGACUCUUCGUCGGUGCCGGCGCCAUGAUCGCUCUCUUCAUCGGCGUGCAAUGGUGGCGUUCGGACCAAGGCACUUUCCCACCAUUCCUGUUCAAGAACCGGAGCAUUGUCGCCGCCAUGUCAUUUUGCUUCUUCUUCGGCGCUGGCUUCUUCCCUUUGAUCUACUACCUAUGCAAGUAUUUCCAACCCCAUGCUGUCUACUUCCAGACUAUCCAAGGCGUCAGUGCUGUUCAGGCUGGCAUCAAGGUCCUGCCUCUUUUGCUUGCCACCGUCAUCUGCUCCGUCGUCUCUGGAGCCAUGGUUUCGCGCUUCGGCACCUACAAUUACGUCAUUGUCCCUUGCAUGGUGCUCUUCUCCAUCGGUGCCGGCCUAAUCACCACCUUCGAUGUCCACACUCCCCUCCGUGAGUGGUUUGGCUACCAGGUUCUCGCCGGCCUCGGCGUUGGCGCUGGCUUCCAGAUUGCCGCCGUUGUUGUCCAGACUGUCUUGCCCCAGGAAUGGAUCCCCGUCGGUACCGCAUGCGUCCAGUUCUUCCAGAGCCUGGGAGGCUCCAUCUUCAUCGCCGUCGCCCAGACUGUAUUCCAAAACGGCCUCCUUGAAGGCAUUGAAAGUGCUAACCUCGGUAUCGAUUCCCGUAUCUUUAUCAACAGCGGCGUCUCGCAAGCCCGAAAUAUUCUCCAACAAUUACACCGUGAGGAUGCUCUCCCACUCGUCCUCGACGCUUAUAUGAAGGGUCUGCGCAACACGUACUAUAUUUCUAUGGCCUGUGCUAUUUGCGCAUUUCUGUCGGCGCUAGCACUUGAGAAGAGGUCGGUCAAGGAGAACAGGCAAGAAAAGGGGGAUGUUGAGGCCAUUGCGACUUAA
Beauveria bassiana ARSEF 2860 is the source of this 1779-nucleotide messenger RNA. RefSeq names its product major facilitator superfamily transporter. Gene Ontology annotation, biological process: transmembrane transport. Bases 1 to 1779 code for a protein of 592 amino acids. The transcript has 4 exons. The record is from RefSeq and is a predicted model, not a curated record. Gene Ontology annotation, molecular function: transmembrane transporter activity. NCBI's taxonomy places the organism in Eukaryota, Fungi, Ascomycota, Sordariomycetes, Hypocreales, Cordycipitaceae.